UGCGAAGGUUGCUUCUUUUUGGGUUAAUUUUGAGUGACUGUGAUGAAAAUGGUGAUAAUUGUUUUUGGGGCCCCAUUUUUUGGUGGUUUUUUUUGGAAUUUUUGGGUCUGAAUAUCGAUUUUUUGAAGUUUUUUGCGGGUAAAAAUGGCUCUCGGCAUGGGUUAUUGGUCUACUCUGAUGGUGGUGGUGGUGAUUUCUCUCUAGGGUUCCGAUUGUCACGUUUUUUAGAUUUUUGUAGCUUGAAUUUGGAUUUUUGCUCAGUGUUUUGCACUGGUUUUGAGUAGUAGUGGAUUUUUUGUUUUCAUGAAACUGUCAUUUAAUCUCUGCGCCAUUCCCAUGCUGUUUACUUGUAGAUUUUGUUCCAUUUCUGGAAAUCCUGGUAUUUGCAGUGAGGAAAAUGGGUUUUUGCAGUAUGGAUUGUUGUUUUCACUGUGAUGGAAAUGGUGAAGAUUGUAUUUUAGAGUCUCCUUUUCUGGUUUUUGAGGCCGUCUCUUAAUCUUGAGCUUAAAAGACUACGAUAGAAGAAACUAGUGUUUUUUAUAGGAGCUGGGGGAGUGCUGUGCAGGCACUGGGUUUUUGGGAUAAUAAACAGUUGUUUUCUUUUCCUAGUUUCUUCUUCAAUAUUCUAUAUUUAUGCCUAUUUUGUGAAAUUUGGUUGUUCUUCAACUAUAUUACACUUGAGGUAUUUACAGAUGAAAAAAGAUAAACUUGUAUUAUGCAUUUUGUAUUUUUGGUUGACUAGCUCUAUUUCUUUUCUUUUUUAAAUCAGUUGUUUUCUAUUUGAGACUUGCUCUCGUUCUUUUGUUGUUCCCCUUUACCCUUUGUAAUUUUUUUGGUGUUUCAUUCUUCACAAGUGAUUUCGGUACAUACCAAGGGAAAUGUCUUUUAGAGUGUGGAUUAUUUCUCCACAAAAAAAAGAUUUUAGUGUAUGCAUUAUUAUUAUGAUGAUGGCAAAUUUGUCUUGUUUUGGUUUUCUGUAUUUUGGAUUUUGGGGUUCCUUUGGUGAGAUUUCGAAGGUUUUAUAUUGAGAAUUAUGGUAAAUGUCUGUGUAGACAUUGUGAAUUUCCUUUAGAUUGUAAUUUAUGGCUUUAUUUUCAGUUUCUUAUGUGAUGCGAAAGAUCAAGAUUGAUAAUCAGGUUCUGUGUUGGAGUAUAGUAGUGUUCAUUAGAUGUAUCGCCACCAUAGUUUUUGAUUCGGUGUUUUUUUUUUUCUUUUCGCCACUUUGUUGGCCCUCUCUUAUCCUGGCCUUUGUUGUGUUUGUGAGGAGAUUUGUGGGGGUUGUAUGCGUGGUGCUUCUGCGGACUAUUGUGAUUUGUUUCAAGUCUUUGACACUCACUAGGAAAUAAGAAAAGGAAAAGAAAUGGAAGAGAGUUGCUUUGCCAUGUUUGUUUUGCUUUCUUUUGUUCUUUCUUCCUAUGGUUUUGUUGUAGGUGAGUUAAAGCCAACUGGUUUCUCAUGAUGCUCUGCUCAUGCUAGGGUCCUAUUAAUGUUAGCUUCUUCUUCUUGUUCUUUCUUUUUCCUUGAAUGUUAACUUAAGGCCUGGUAGGAAUGGAACUUUAAAUAUCACGUGCUGCCACCUCGACCACCUCUGCAUAGAGCCCAUUCCUUUACCUUCUUUUUUUUUUUCCCCGAUUUAUGGCUUUUCUAAGUGAAGCAUAAUUGCAUAUGCAAAAUUAUUUUCCUCUUUUAAUUCUAUCAUUUGGUAGGAGGAGAGUGUGGGUUCCAGGACUCUCCUCAAGUAUCUUAGACUUCGAUCAGACUGGUUUUAUUUUACACAUAUACUUGAAAUUCCAUGUCUUUGUCCACGGUGAUUCGGCAUUUUCAGAUCAUUUGGCUGCUAGAUAUUACAUGUUAAUUGUUCUUCACUGCAACCUAUAGAAUUGCUCAAUAUAUGUUCAGAACAGCAUUGGAAUAUAUAUUUUUUCCCACUGUAUUAUUGUCUAGAAUGAUAAAAUCUUGUCCCUUGAUAGGGCACCGAGAGCCCAUCUGAUAUGGCACCUUCGCUUUUUUUUUUCUUUUUCCUUUUUUGUUUUCUCCUCAUAAAGGGAUGGGAAAUUUUCUUGGAUAUAAAUGAUGUUGUUGGUGGUUCAAAUGUUGCCAUCUUAAUGUCUAUGCUUCAUUUCUAUACGUAUUUCUAACUCAUGGAUCAUUAUUUUCUAUGGGCAGGAAUUGCAACUGGGGCUUCAAUGUUCCCAUGGAUGUUCUUUCAAUGAUGUGAAGAUUUGUCAUAUGUUAUUGUAGCUAGUUCUACAGGUGUUGCUGACUUCUUUCCUGUAUUACAAAACUUAAAGAAGUAAUUUUCUAUUGGAAAAAGGAACUUUUGCUUCUUGAUUAUUUCUGCAACUGAGUAUAGAAAAUAUUCUUCCAUCCACUACAUGUAAUGAUAAGCAAUAGUCAGAAAUGGAAAGGGUUCCAAAACCGGAAACACUAUCAGGCCACUCAGACCAAGCUUCUCAAUCCUGGCGUUCUGCUUCGAGAGAAGAGGACUUAUGCAAUAAUGCUUGGAAAUCUGAAUUUACGGAUCCAAGUGUACAUGCUAAGAAAGGAAAAGGAUUAUACAAAGCUCCUGAAGAGUUACCAAACUCCAUUAAUGCAAAUCAGCCAUCCACGAAUCCCACCAUUUGUGCAUGCAAAUUUGCUCCAUCAGAGCCAAUGGAACCAGCACAUAAUGUAAAUGAUGUUGGUGCCUCUAUUCCAAUGGAUACUGAUUCAUCUAGCGAAUCUGUAAAAGGGUUAAGUCGAUUAAGCCUAAGCACUUCCCAUGUAUGGGAUGAGGGUUCUCCCUCCUCUUUUUCUGGGGCAAGCCAUCCCCCUGAGCCAGAAGACAGUAAUACAAUGAAUACCAUCUUUGUAACCAGUAAUCUGGACAAGGCUGGAGCUCUAAUAUGCAUGGCCAAAGAUAAUUCAAGCAGAGUUCCUUUCCCUGAAGCCAAAGAGCCGUGUGUUUCGGGUGCGUGUGAUCCUUGUGCUUCACAAACACAAGUUGGGUUUUUUCCCCAACAAGAAGCUGCACCAUCAUCCUACGCAAUCUCUCCAGAAACAUCGUUGUCAGAGAUGAAAGAGGGCCAGGUUAACACCUGGUUACCUGAUUCUGAAGAGAAAGAGUGCAUUUGGGAUGCUUCCUUGCCUCCAAGUGGUAAUGUGAGCCCCCUUAGUAGCAUAGACAGCACAGUGGUCACAGCCAUGAGCAUAGUCAAUAGCAGCACGAGUGCAUAUAGAAGCGAUGGAAUUGUGAGUGAUGGCAUGCUCAGUAGUGAGAGAAACUGCGAAAGUGCAAAGCAUAGUGUGAGAGGUGAUUCUCUAGAGAGUGCAAAGAGUAGCAUUAGCAGGGCAAGUGAUAGUAGCGGGCUCAGUGAUGAGAGCACUUGGAGUAAUAUAACGGGAAGUGCAAACAAACCUCACAAAGGAAAUGACCCGAGAUGGAAGGCUAUUCUAGCUGUUCGGGCUCGAGAUGGUAUCUUGGGUAUGAGUCAUUUUAGGCUUCUUAAGAGGUUGGGAUGUGGGGAUAUAGGUAGUGUCUACUUAUCUGAGCUUAGUGGGACAAGGUGCUACUUUGCAAUGAAGGUUAUGGACAAGGCUUCUCUUGCUGGUAGGAAGAAGCUGAUGAGGGCCCAAACUGAGAGAGAGAUCCUUCAGUUAUUGGACCACCCCUUUCUGCCUACACUGUACACUCACUUUGAGACGGAUAGGUUCUCUUGUUUGGUUAUGGAGUUCUGUCCGGGAGGGGACCUGCACACACUAAGGCAGCGGCAGCCAGGAAAGCACUUCUCAGAAUAUGCAGCAAGGUUUUAUGCUGCGGAGGUUCUCCUGGCGCUUGAGUACCUCCACAUGCUCGGCGUGGUCUACCGAGACCUAAAGCCUGAAAAUGUACUUGUUCGAGAAGAUGGCCACAUAAUGCUCUCAGACUUCGACCUCUCUCUAAGGUGCGCAGUUAACCCAACCCUUGUUAAGUCUUCAUCCUUUGAUCCCGACCCCUCAAAGCGAGGCUCUGCCCCUGCAUUCUGUGUUCAACCAGCCUGCAUUGAACCCACUUCCGUUUGCAUUCAACCCGCUUGCUUCCUCCCCAAAAUCUUCCCCCAAAAAAAGCCCAGAAAAACACCUAGAAAACCAAGAUCAGAUUUUGGGCAGCCUGGGCAGUCAGCCCGUCUGCCUGAGCUCAUUGCUGAGCCUACCAGCGCCCGAUCAAUGUCAUUUGUGGGCACCCACGAAUACUUAGCCCCCGAAAUUAUAAAGGGAGAAGGCCAUGGAAGCGCUGUCGAUUGGUGGACAUUUGGUAUCUUUCUUCACGAGCUAUUGUUUGGGAAGACCCCAUUCAAGGGUUCGGGCAAUCGUGCGACACUCUUCAAUGUGGUGGGGCAACAAUUGAGGUUUCCUGAUAGCCCUGCUACAGGCUAUCCAGCAAGGGAUUUGAUAAGGGGUUUGUUGGUCAAGGAGCCACAACAUAGGCUUGGGGUUAAGAGAGGGGCCACUGAGAUAAAGCAACACCCUUUCUUUGAAGGGGUGAAUUGGGCUUUGAUUAGGUGUAGCACCCCACCUGAGGUGCCUAGGCCUUUUGAGACUGAGCUGCCCGUGAAAUUUGGGGCAACGGUUGGGGCAGGUGGUUUAGGGAGUAGUAGUAAGAGGAUGGGAGGGGCAGAUAUGAAAGCAGGGGGCAAAUAUCUGGACUUUGAGUUCUUUUAAGGGGCAGUUUGGGCAGCUCGGGCAGGAGGGCUGCGGUUGUUAAGUUUGGGCCGUUCAGAUCGAGAGUAAGAGGUCAGAGGAUGGGAGAGGAAAACAUGAGAUCUGAAGAAUUUAGAGUCUGAGCUCUUUAAAUGGCAGUUUGGGCGGUUGGAUUGGAGUUUCCGGACUUUGAGAUCUUAUAAAUGGCGGUUCAAGCAUCACAUUUAAGGGCAGUUGGGGUAUGUGGGUUGGGAGGUGGCAUAGCAAGAGCCUGGGAGGGGCAGACUUUAAACCAUAUAUGGAUCUUAAAUCUCUUCUAAGGGGCUGUCGGAGGCAGUAUAUUUGUGAUCUUAAAUUUUUAGGGAGAGAAAGAGGGUUGGGAGCCAUGGUAGCUUGCUAUUUGUAUAUUGAGCUCCUUUACGGGGGCAGUUGGGCCGAGUGUUUGGUCUCUGAGUUUAGAGAGAGAGAUGGGUGUUUGUGUGGGUGUUGGUAGAUGUGUAUUUAGAGAUACAUGCACGGGAGCUCGGAAUGUGAGCACGCCGUAUGUGUGGGCAUGGGGGUAUAUCAUUGUUCCUGGACGUAGGUUAGGUUUGGGUGGUUGAUUUGUAAGCCUGAUAAUGAUCUUACAUAUGCAAAGUUGGUAAAAUCAGUUUCACAUGGUCUCUCUCUCUAACCUUUUGCAAUGGAUAUUUUGAGGUGCAUCUUAAUUCUACAUUUUCAAGGUUGCAACCUUAUAUAAAUGUUUUCCAUAGACAUAUGUGUAUCAGAACUCUGAAAAUGGGUUUCAUGGACUGCUCGCUCUCUAUCCAGGAAAUCUGAGGUUUCAUGGACUGCUCUCUCUCUCCAGGAAAUCUGAAAUGUGGUUUCGUGGACUGCUCUCUCUCUCUCUCUCUUUCCUGGAUUUUUUAAAAUGGACCUCACAGACUGUUGGCAGCAUGCCGCGGGAUACCACCUGGUUCGCUCUCUCUACAUCCAAUCCAUUGCACUUACAUGAGGCUAUUGCCAGCGUUCUGUGGGAAACCACCUGAUUGAAUUAACUCUCUCUCUCUGUACACCCAACACAUUGCAUUUGCAUGAGUUGGCCUACCAAUUGCAGUGAGAAGAGUAGGUUUUUGAGAA
Molecule: messenger RNA, 5778 nt
Organism: Amborella trichopoda
Lineage: Eukaryota; Viridiplantae; Streptophyta; Magnoliopsida; Amborellales; Amborellaceae
Source: RefSeq, a predicted model, not a curated record